GAAUCCAAGAGGCACAGUUUGAGGACUUGGCUGUGGUGCUAUUGUACUAUGUACAGAAUGCUGCCGUCUUCUGCCGUCAACAAGUGGAUGUUACCCAAUAUACUUUGGAUUUUUAUAAAACAAAUUUCACCCAAUCUCUAGUUGUGCCAGGACUAGCGAACGAAACGAAUGGGGAACAUUUAGAAGAAUUUAUUGAAGUCGUGAACCUUACCUAUGUCCCUGUUGAUGAAGACGAGCAUGAACACGAUGAAAAUGAAGUUCUAAUUUUCGAGGAAGAGUGUUUGGCUGCCGAUGUAAUUAUUAAUUACCUUGGAAAUGGCACAGAAACUGUUAAAGAGGAUCAUUUCCAUGAAGUUGCCGCUUUAUUAAUUUACCAUUUCUUUUCAAGUUCAGAAAUAAAACAUAAGUGUCGUCUAUUACCAAAGAAAACAUUUUUUAUUGACGAACUUUUCGAGGCCUUUCAUAGUGUUAACAACACAUUAAGCAAAGAAGAAUUCAAAGAAUUAUUAACAAAGUUGGCUAUAUCACCAUCUGCAACCGUAGAAGAUGCACAUAUUCAUAACGAAAGGAAAAAGAGAAGUACAAGAUCAGAGAAUAUCAAACGGUCAAAACGUGCUGUGGAUGAACACGAUGAACACGACCAUGCUACAACCAAGUCAUGUUAUAGUGCAGACCAGCUAUUAACUAUAUUUGAUGCUACGGCACCAAUAUCUAAAACAGACUUUACCGAGCUUUGUCCAGCUUUAAUCUAUCAACAAACAUCGGAGGCGUGUAAAGCUACUACUGAUCAUGAUGAUGCUCAAACACCAACAGAAGCAGAACGUUAUGGUUAUUCGACUUUAGCGGUAUUCAUUAUUACCUUGUGUGCUCUAUUCGGCGCCAUCUUGUUUCCGUUUAGUAAAAAUAGAUGUUAUGAUGCUUUUAUGGCCGUGUUUAUGGGUUUAGCUGUUGGUACAUUGACUAGUGACGCCUUACUUCAUCUGAUACCAGAGGCUUUUGGCAUCCACAAGCACAGUGAGGACGACGGCCAUGACCAUGGGUCCGGUGAAAUAGUUAUUGAAUCUUUUGUAUGGUAUGCCUUCGCUGCUAUUGGAAGUAUCUAUGUGUUUUAUCUCCUAGAAACAAUAUUCGGAAUGGCUGGACAUUCUCAUACUUGGCCGAGUGACGACGACGACGACGAAGACAAAGUUGGAAAAGAAAGCACAAGUAAUGGCGUUGGAAAAGAAAGCACAAGUAAUGGCGUUGGAAAAGAAGGCACUAAUGUUGGGAACUGGGUAAAUGAACCGAAGAAGAAGAAGAAAAAUUUAAAUCACCUUGCCCUCAUGAUAAUUAUCGGUGAUGGUAUACAUAACUUUGCUGAUGGUUUAGCUAUAGCUGCUGCUUUCACACAGAGUUUAACUGAAGGUGUUGGUGUUACUAUAGCUGUAUUUUGUCACGAAUUACCACAUGAAUUAGGAGACUUUGCUGUUUUAUUACAAACAAAGAUGAGAUUUAGAAAUGCUGUUUUCUGGAACAUGGCUUCCGCGUUAACCAGUUUUGCUGGCCUGUAUAUUGGAUUGUCUGUGGCUACAGAUCCACUUGCUAGACAAUGGAUAUUUGCUGCAACGGCUGGCAUGUUUAUUUACAUUGCUCUAACCGACAUAUUGCCGAAGUUAGUACAUCCGCCAUCAAUGACCAUAUUUAUCAUGACAAAUGUUGGAAUAUUGAUCGGAGUAACUGUUAUGAUUUUACUCUCAAUUUUUGAAGGCCAUAUUAAAAUAACAUAGACGUGUCUAGUUAGACGUGUGUUGAAACUCGGUGUUUUGUUAUUCAAAUUAAACAUUACUUUGCUUUGUUUUCAUUUUUAGCCGUUAUCCUUUUAACCCGCAGAGCGCUCGGCACGCCUCAGAAGACUCCAGUACCCUACAUCUAGCCUCGGCUGUAUGACGAAGUCCGCCAUUGGAACUACUUUCAAGUUCCCGGUUUACCAACUUUUCUUUGAAGAAUAUUUUAUCAUACAAAUAUUUCAAAGUCUGAAACUGUUUUUCUUUCAAGUUUAUCCAAUUUUCUUCAAACAAGGACAACUUUGCAAUGAAACUUCUACACACGCUUCGAACGACGCAAUUUUGAUAACUUCUUUUUAACGCGGCAUGUUUUCCUAAUAAGUAAACCGCUGCCGCAUCGCAAUUGUAUAGGCGUAGGUACAUAUCGCCGCCAUACAGCUAGAUGUAGAGUAACGGAAUCUGCCGGGGCUUGCCGAGUGGUCAAUAAAAUCACGAACGGAAUAGGUUAUAUUUUCUCAUACACAGAGACAGUGACCACAACUGGGUGAUUUCAGUUGUUUUGAUUGUCGACAUAUCUUCUCGUAUAUAAAACGACGAAUUUAAAGGUAUUGACAUUUUAUUUCAUUAUUUUAAUGACAUUUUACACUACUAGAUGGCCCGAAUUUAGCAAAAUACUAGCAAUUUCUUAUUGAUUAUCUCCCUUACAUGUUGUGGGUCCAAGACAAAUUAUAUUUUGAUCCGACCGUGGCAGACAUUGCUACGUUCAUUUGCAAUGGAUUUGUUUUAGAAUCGUUGCAAUAGUUAUACAUUAUUGAUUAUGUUUGAUAAUGCCUUGCCGUGUAAUUUAUUAAAAUUUUAAAUAUUGUGACUUAUAGUCCUUUUAAUAUUAUUAUUUAUUUAAAGAAUAGUAAUUAGAUAAGGUUUGGUCUAUAUGAAUUUGUUUAUCUCGCCAUUCUGGGGUAUUUGUGAACCCUGAUUUAUUGCAAGACCGAGUGCGACCAAAAACUGUUUUUUGGGGUUUUUUUUUUAUUAUUAUAUUAUUUACGACAAUCUGAUUAAAAUACAAAUCUAUAUUUCGUUUCGUUUUUAUACUUUCGAUGGCCUACACUACAUGAAGAUCUGACUAAUUGUACUGGGAGGUCACGUCAGAGUUCAUACGAGCGGCUUUUGUCCCUAUAGCGCCAAGCAUUGAUUAAUCAAUCAGCGUUGACUUUUCUAGAAGUUUACCCACAGUUCUGUGCAGAGCACGCCAAGAACUCGCCGUAACAGAUGGUUUCAUUGGCUAAUUCCUCACAUCAAAUAAGAACACAGGUUAUAUAACAACUCUUCCAGAUCCCAGUGUAGUAAAGAGGCGUAAAAUGAAAUUUUGAACUAUAAAAAAACGAAAUGAAAUAGGAUCUGUGUUUUAAUCAGAUUGUGUUUACGAUUGAUCAUUUCUCGAGUAAUAUAUUUAUUUUGUAUUGUAACAUAUUUAUUAUUCUAACAUGGUUAUUUCUAAAUAAAAAUAGUAUUUUCUUACCAUCGUUGCUGCUGUUGCUGUUAACAUCUCUUAGUUUUCACACCAACUAUCCUGUUUGUAAGAAGCGCUCCCGUUAACCUGUCAAAUCAGUACGACGCUAAAACCAAUUUUAUUUCAUAUCAUGUAAUUAAGCAAAAAUAAAUUAGAAUUUGUAAUAUUGUCAGGCAAAAUAAGCCAUCUAGGCAAAAUUUUUUAAUAAACUAUUUUUUGACUA
Patella vulgata (common limpet) is the source of this 3496-nucleotide messenger RNA. RefSeq names its product zinc transporter ZIP12-like. Lineage: Eukaryota; Metazoa; Mollusca; Gastropoda; Patellidae. The record is from RefSeq and is a predicted model, not a curated record. Gene Ontology annotation, cellular component: membrane. Gene Ontology annotation, biological process: zinc ion import across plasma membrane; intracellular zinc ion homeostasis. The transcript is spliced from 13 exons. The coding region runs from base 924 to 1766 and encodes 280 amino acids. Gene Ontology annotation, molecular function: zinc ion transmembrane transporter activity.